Messenger RNA from Melitaea cinxia (Glanville fritillary), 1089 nucleotides. It is a transcript of the gene ogre, whose product is annotated as innexin inx1. The coding region runs from base 1 to 1089 and encodes 362 amino acids. Gene Ontology annotation, cellular component: gap junction; plasma membrane. The record is from RefSeq and is a predicted model, not a curated record. Lineage: Eukaryota; Metazoa; Arthropoda; Insecta; Lepidoptera; Nymphalidae. Gene Ontology annotation, molecular function: gap junction channel activity. The transcript is spliced from 7 exons.
AUGUUCAAGUUACUCGGAGGUCUGAGUGUGUACUUCAAGUACCAGCCAAUAAAGACUGACAAUGCUGUGUUCAGACUGCACAAUAUAUUCACAACGGUGCUGCUGCUUGCUUGCUCGGUGAUCAUAACUGCGACGCAGUACGUCGGGCAGCCGAUACAAUGCAUCGUCGGGAAAGGUAUCCCCGAGCAUGUCGUGAACACCUUCUGCUGGAUCACUUCGACGUUCACUAUGCCAGAUGCCUUUGCGAGAGAGGUCGGCAAGGAGGUGGCGCAUCCGGGUGUCAUGAACGAAUACGACAGCUCACAGGAUAAGAAGUACUACACCUACUACCAGUGGGUGUGUUUCGUGUUGUUCCUUCAGGCAAUUAUGUGCUACACUCCAAAGUAUUUAUGGGACGCGUUCGAAGGUGGUCUCCUACGCACCAUCGUCAUGGGGUUGAACGUUGGGGUCUGUCGCGAACAAGAGAAGGAGAAGAAGAAGGACGCCAUCAUCAACUAUCUCAUAAGACACGAGAGGACGCACAAACUCUACGCGUUGAGGUACUGGGGCUGUGAACUUCUGUGCCUCAUCAACAUCGUUGCCCAGCUGUGGAUGAUGGAUGCCUUCUUCAACGGCGAGUUCUUCUCUUACGGCACGCGUGUUCUGGGGUACAGCGAAGUACCACAGGAAGAAAGAUACGAUCCAAUGAUCUACGUGUUCCCUCGCGUCACGAAGUGCACCUUCCACAAGUAUGGUGCGUCCGGGACCAUACAAACGCACGAUUCGCUAUGCAUCUUGCCUCUGAACAUCGUCAACGAAAAGACUUACGUCUUCCUGUGGUUCUGGUACAUCAUAUUGGCCGUCAUACUUGUAUUGCUCGUUAUAUAUAGAUUAAUAAUAAUCUUCGUGCCAUCUGUGAGGCCUCGUCUACUACACGCCAGGUCACGUACCAUCCCCAUGGAGUCAGCGGUCAUCGUGUCCACUCGCACGGACGUGGGCGACUGGUGGCUGCUAUACAUGCUCGCCAGGAACAUGGACCCGCUUAUAUAUAGAGAUCUAAUAUCGGAGCUAAUAAAGCGAAUGGGGGAGAAAAGCGGCCCCCGAGCGUGA